This is a messenger RNA of Hevea brasiliensis (rubber tree), 976 nucleotides long. RefSeq names its product disease resistance protein LAZ5-like. The transcript has 2 exons. Bases 88 to 720 code for a protein of 210 amino acids. The record is from RefSeq and is a predicted model, not a curated record. Lineage: Eukaryota; Viridiplantae; Streptophyta; Magnoliopsida; Malpighiales; Euphorbiaceae.
ACUUCAAGAACUUCAUCGUUCACUCUUAUAAAAUGAUUAAGGUUAAUUGAGAUUCGAGGCCAAAAUCGUAGGCCACUUGCAAGGCUAAUGAGUUACCUGCAUUUCUUAUUGGUGCAUAACUCUCUCUCUCUGGGACUCUUUAGUGCAAACACCCUUGUAUCAUUGUGUUUAGCCUCAAGUGAAGUUCCUGUGUGGUUCAACAGUCAAGGCUCGGGGUCUUCAUUAGAAGUGCAGCUACCUCCUUAUUGGUUGAAUUACGGAUGGGGAGGAUUCUUUUUAUCUGGAGUUUUUAGAUUCCAUCAUGAUCAGCCUCCUUCAGUGGAUAGUUGUACUGUUGCCUGUGACUUGCAUGCAUACAAUUUGCCGUCGGAACAAAGUUUGUUUCUAGGUCGCUCUACGAUGGAAAUCGCUCAAUAUUUAUGCAUCACUUCUGAUCAACUUUGGGUUAGCUUUGUGCCUCCUAGCUCCAUAACUUGUCUAGAUCAGUUGGAAGGGUGUAAUCAACUUAAGGCGUCAUUUUCUUCUGACCAGUUAGAGGUGAAGCAUUGUGGACUUCGUCUAAUGUAUUAUGAGGAUGAAUUAUGUAAGGAAUUCAUGUUGUGCGAUGAGCCUUUUGAGAAUUUGGGUCUCCCAGGAAUAACUAUUGCAGAGGUACGUUUAAAUAGCUUUUUUAAAAGCGCAUUGGCUUUUCGUGCCAGGAAACAAGCGCAUUGGCUUUAAUGACUUAUCAUCAGUCUUUAUACAUUUUGCUUUGUAGAUAUUUGCAUUUGUUUACCUAUGUUGACAAAUAUAGGUAAUUAUAUUCUUUAUAAUUCUUUCCUUUGGUCACAUUUUCAUUACGUAGUAUGUUUGGUUAUUGAGAUUUCAUAGCAAAAUUCGACGAGAGAUAAAAAUAGAAAAAUUAAGUCAGUAAAAUACACAAUAAUUGUUUUUCUUUAUAGUUAUUCAAUUAGAAAAAUGAUUGUGUGCACACACU